Pocillopora meandrina is the source of this 2411-nucleotide messenger RNA. The record is from the annotation of a GenBank genome assembly. NCBI's taxonomy places the organism in Eukaryota, Metazoa, Cnidaria, Anthozoa, Scleractinia, Pocilloporidae.
AUGGGAAUCUUGGAAAGUAUUGAGAGAGAGGAGGCAGCAGAUUUGAUUCAAAGAUAUGGUGGAAAAGUUACCCACUCAGUUAGCAAGAAAAAGAGUUAUGUUGUCAUGGGAUGAGAUCCUGGGGAGAGUAAACUUUCCAAGGUACAUUUUAAUGUACAGCUCAAAAGAGGAAAAAAAAAAGGAACUGUGAACGUAAACAUAUAAGCUGCACUUUUUUCCCUAAAUUUUUAUAAUAAAUCCGGGUGUGGCUUACAGCUAAAACACCUGGGAAACUUGCCACAAAUUUGCAUAAAUUAACACAAUUCAUUGACAAUUUGUAAGUCUGUAGAGCAAACUAACAAGAGCUGAAAAAUUCACCAUGGUAGAAAUUUAUCAUUUUCUUUUGUUGUGGCUUCUAAAAGAGUUUUUUUCCAUGAGCAUAAACUUAUAUUUCUUUUUUGUUUGUUUUUUUUUACUUUGGUGCUUAUCUGUCAGGCUAAGGAAUGUGGAACAUCACAAAUAGAUGAAGAUGGUCUGUUUGAGCUUGUCAGAACAAAACCAGGCAAGAAGACCAGCUAUGAAUCACCAAGUGUGGAGAAGAAGAAGAAGAAGAAGAAGGAGAAAGCUGAACCAAUGGAGUCCCUCAGCCAGGGAAAAGAUCAGUUUGAAGGUGAUUUGUCACAACUGAGUGAAAGAUCUGUAUCAUCUCCAACAACACAAACACCAUCAUCAUCACUUGCACUGAAAGCUGGGUGUUUCAAACCUUUCCAACAAUUAGCACAAGAGUAUGACUUCACUGAAAAUUUAAUUCACACUUCAGCUGUAUGCCUUAAAUUAUUUCCUCACCAGUAAGCAUCCUACAUGUACUGUCUGAUGAUUACACUUAGUGAAUAUAAUUUCUCUUGUUUGCAUCCAGGUACUGUACGUGACUUUGUAUUAAAAAUACUGAUAACAUAAAAAUACAUGCAUAUGUAUGUGAUAUCCAUGUACCAGUAAAAUGUCAUAGCAGCCAUAGGCUAUUGUGCAACUGAGAACAUAAUUUGUUCAUCCUCAUUUCCCUUCUUCCAUCUACUUAAUUUAUGGUGUCAUUCAGAUUGUCUGUCUGUCUGUCUGUCUGUCUGUCUGUCUGCUCUUUUGUUUAUGUUCAUUCUUCCAAUAACUGUCCUUCUAUCUGUCACUUAUUCUCCUUGUUCUCCUCUGUCCAGUCACCCACCUGUCAGUUUUACCACUACUCUAAAUUCCACUUUUAGGUUCACCUGUUGGAUCAUUCUACUGUACUUCCACCUGUAGACUUGUUUGUGUUACUUAAAUUGAGUUACAAGAAAGUACAUUUGUUUUGUUUUUUGUUGCUUUAUUUUUUUAAUCUACAUAAGAUUUUGACAGUAAAGGUAAUUUUUUGUGUGUGUUUGCAGGAGAAGCAAAUCUGUUAUGGGUAGACAAAUAUCAACCUCGUGCAGUGAAGCAGAUUAUUGGUCAGCAGGGUGAUAAGAGCAAAAUGAGAAAGCUGAUGAACUGGCUGAGAGACUGGGAAAAGAAUAGAAAGAAACCAGCCUCUAAAUGUGAGUACACGUGUAUUUGAUUGUCAGGAUGCUUUUCCCUCAAAUACAUGAACAUGUAACUUCUCUUCAGGCAAGUAUGCAAACGGUUCAGGCAAACUGUCGGAGAAAGCAGAUGAAAAAGUUUGGAUUGUAACCAGAUAGAGGAACCAUUCUAGUGGGGGAAUAAUAAUUCUCCUAGUCACCUGAUGCUACUGAAAUUAUUUUAAGCUUUGGCAAGAUUAGUCCUCUGGCUCUUGUGCUGACUUUACCUUUGACCCUUUAACUCCCAUAAGUGACCAAGAGAGGAUUUCUCCUUACAAUAUCGAGCAGGCAAGUUAUGAGAAUUAAAAAAAAACAUUAAGUAGGGGAUUAUUAGUUGAUACAAUACCAAAUUAUCCAAAUCAUAAGAAUUUGAUGGCAGACAGUAAGAAGUACUAGGGAGCUAUUUGGAGUAAAAGGGUUCAGUGGAUGAACCUAACCUUAAUCUACAGAUACAGAUUACAGAAGACCUUAAAUUGAGUUGUGAUGCAAAUGUUGUCUAGCUGUAGGCUGAAUACCUUUCACACUGAAUCCAGAUUGUUUCUUAAUUCCCACAUUCAGAGAUACAUUUUUUAAAGAGCUGUAACUCGUGGACUUUGAUGAAUUUAUUUCACUCGACAGUCACUUAUACAUGUAGUUAGUAUGUUAGUAAUGGAAUCACAAUUGUAAGCAAUUUUAUUUUGUACAGCUUCCUUUUUCAACAAAGACCAAGAUGGGUCUUCUAAGGCAGCUCUUCUGUCCGGUCUCCCAGGAGUUGGUAAAACCACAUCAGCGACACUGGUUUGUGAAGAGCUUGGUUUUAUGUACAUUAAAAUGAAUGCCAGUGACACACGGAGCAAAAAGACCUUGGAAUAA